Messenger RNA from Dentiscutata erythropus, 906 nucleotides. NCBI's taxonomy places the organism in Eukaryota, Fungi, Glomeromycota, Glomeromycetes, Diversisporales, Gigasporaceae. The record is from the annotation of a GenBank genome assembly.
AUGCGUGAAAAAAUUGAAGCCGCCCUUGAUAAAUAUGUCGACAAACAUCGACCAAAACUUCAUGAACAUAUCGAUAAUUGUGUGGAAUGGCUCAAAGGAAUCAUUUCCGAACAUCUUCCCCAUCAUGUAGUAGAAUACAUAAAGAAGCAUUCAGAUGAUGGGGAUGGCAUUUUUGAAGUUAUGAGUCAGGUUAUUACACAAAUGUCAGAUCAAAUGUCGGGAGAUUUUAAGGAUGAAAUUCGAGAGGUUACAAGAGAACACCUUGAUAAAAUUACAGUUAAUACGUCAGAUGAUUUAACGACAGUAGUAGUAAGAGAAUCUAAAAAUGCAGUGGCUGUAGUAACACGUAAGAAGGAAAAGAAUGAUGAUGAAUCAUGGUGGAAAGAAAUUGAUUUUUCUUUCUUAAAAGGAGGAAAAGAAGGAAUUAUAGCCAAAUUUCUAGAAUUUGUGAAACCUCAUGUUCAACGUUCUGGCGAUGACAUUAAAGAACAUGUCAGUACCCAUUUACCAGAACACGUUAAACGCAAGUUAACUAAGAAAAUUGGAAUUACUACUAAAAAUCGAGAUGACUCAGCAGUUAGAGAUCGCGGAAUUCAUUUUCAUCAAGGAGGAUUUGCACACAUACUAGAUAAAAUUGCAGGAAAGGAGGAAGAAUUCAUCUCGAAAACUUUUGACAAGAUUUUCAAUAAACUUCCAGAAAAAAUUCAAGAAUUUUUGGAACCUCAUAUUCGUGAGUUUGUGGAUAAAUUGAUGGAUCUUUUGCACAUAGAAAUACGUGAAAAUGUAUUCAAAGAGGAUCAUUUCUUAGGGGGAUUAAAAUCAAUGUUAAAUGUGGAUAAAGAUGGAGAUGGAAAAAAUGAUUUUAUACAAGCAGUGGAAUCUUUUUUUCAUCAUAAGAAUAAAUAG